This is a messenger RNA of Peromyscus maniculatus bairdii (prairie deer mouse), 910 nucleotides long. It is a transcript of the gene Ttc9b, whose product is annotated as tetratricopeptide repeat domain 9B. Gene Ontology annotation, molecular function: protein binding. Lineage: Eukaryota; Metazoa; Chordata; Mammalia; Rodentia; Cricetidae. The record is from RefSeq and is a predicted model, not a curated record.
AGCCAGAGAUGCGGGGGCGGAGAAAGGGUGGGGACCGGCCCCGCGGGGGGCGAUGCGGUAGCUGCAGCGGCGGCCGAAGGAGUUUCCCACAAUGCAGCGCGGCGCGCUGUCCCCGGUGCUGAUGCUCAGCGCUGCCCCGGAGCCUCCACCUCGCCCGCCUCCCGCCCUCUCUCCCCCGGGCCCGGGCUCAGCGCCUCGCCAUGGCUCAGCUCGGCCGGGUCCUGCCCCAGAGCCGUCUGGGGGCCUGGCCGCGGCGCUCGACAGCAGCCUGCGGGCCGCCGUGGCGUUCAAGGCGGAGGGUCAGCGUUGCUACCGAGAGAAGAAGUUCCGAGAAGCCAUCGGCAAGUACCACCGGGCACUGCUGCAGCUGAAGGCAGCUCAGGGGGCCCGCCCUGGCGGCCUGCCCGCCCCCUCCCCCGGACCCGCCGCCAGCCCGGGGCCAGCCCGUCUCAGCGAGGAGCAGCGGCGCCUGGUGGAGAACACAGAGGUUGAAUGUUACGACUCCCUCACCGCUUGCCUCCUGCAGUCGGAGCUGGUGAACUAUGAGCGUGUGCGCGAGUACUGUCUCAAGGUGCUGGAGAAACAGCAGGGCAACUUCAAGGCCACCUAUCGCGCCGGCAUUGCCUUCUACCACCUGGGUGACUACGCGCGUGCGCUGCGCUACCUGCAGGAGGCCCGAAGCCGGGAGCCCACAGACACCAACGUUCUCCGCUACAUCCAGCUGACCCAGCUGAAGAUGAACCGCUGCAGCCUCCCGCGGCAAGACAGCGACAGUGGGGCUGGAGGCCCAGCUCGCAGCGAUGUCAUGGGCUGAGGUCAAAGGGCAGCCUCUGCCUUGUUCCCUCCGACCUCAGCAGGCGACUCCCCCUGGCUCAUGUGUUUACUUACUGGUAAAGCGCCCUCACUGGUG